UUAUACCGCUGAAAAUGAGUAAAGAAGUCCCCAUAUACAAUAUGGGUUUAUAUAUUCUUCCUCUCACUCACGUCCUCUUCGCCUGCACUUCCAUCGUUUUUCCUGCCUCAUCUUCUCCCGUUCCCUGAUGAGGGGCCUGGCUCUCCGUAGGUUCGCUCGCUUCCUCUACUCCCUCUUCUUGUUCCCAAUCCUUAUCCCCUCCACCCUCUCCGCCUCUCCACCGCCUCCUCUCCAUGCGUCUUCGACUCCCGCGGUGGUGGCGACCUUCAAGGUCGGCCUCAUUCUCGACAUGAGCUCCGCUACCGGGAAAGUCUACAGGACGAUCGCCCGGAUGGCCGCCGACGACUUCUACGACAAAUACCCAAACUCCACCAACCGCAUCGUCCUCCUUCCCCGUGACUCCUCCCGCGACGUCGUGAACGCCGCCGCCGCUGCGCUGGAGUUGCUGAACGAUGACGAGGCGCACGCCAUACUCGGCCCGCAGACCUCCGUGGAGGCACCCUUCGUCGCCGAUCUCGGUGCCAAGGCCAGAAUCCCCGUCGUUUCUUUUUCCGCCACCAGCCCCGCGGUGUCCCCCGCGCGCAGCCCCUACUUCGUCCGCGCCGUCCCCAGUGACGCCGCCCAGGUCCGAGCCAUCGCCGCCAUCGUCCAGGCCUUCGACUGGCGCCGCGUCGUCGCCGUCUACGAGGAUUCGGACUACGGCACCGCCCUAGUCCCCUUCCUCGUUGACGCCUUUGACGAGGUCGGCGCUUCCGUCCCCUACCGCUGCGCCCUUUCCCCCUCCGCCACCGAGGACCACAUUUCCGCCGAGCUCUACCGCCUGAAGACGCUGCAGACGUGCGUCUUCGUGGUGCACGUUACCUUCCCGCUGGCCAUCCGCCUCUUCCCUCUCAUCAGGAGCGCCGAGAUGAUGAGCGACGGCUUCGUUUGGAUAAUCACCGAGGGGCUCACCAGCCUCCUCGGCUCGAUCGACCCGCCUACUCUGGUGCCCGACAGCAUGCAAGGCGUACUGGGGGUGAAGCCGUAUAUCCCCUGGUCCCCUCGGCUCCGAGAUUUCAAGAGGAGGUGGAGGAGGGAGUUCUUGAAGGAGAAUGCGGAUUCCGACGUCACCGAGCUCAGCAACUUCGGCAUAUGGGCCUACGAUGCGGUCUGGACCGUGGCCGCCGCCGCCGAGCGCCUCGGCUCGGUCGUCGGCCCCGGCUUCGAUAUGCCCGGGAACAAUGGAACCACGGACUUCUCUAAGCUGGGUGUGUCGAGGACCGGCCCCAAGCUUCUGGACUACAUCAAGCAAACAGAGUUCCAGGGGCUCGGAGGGAGAUUUCGUCUCGAUAACGGAGAGCUGAACGUGACGGCUUACCAGAUCAUGAACGUGAACGGGGAGAAGGCGAGGGAGAUCGGGUUCUGGACGGCUAGGCACGGGCUGACCCGGGAGCUGAAUAGUAGCAGCACGAGCGAUUACUCGGCGACGAGGGAGGGGCUGCUGCCGGUAAUAUGGCCGGGGUACUCGACGGCAGUGCCGAAGGGGUGGGUGACGCCGACGAGCGGGAGGAAGCUGCGGAUCGCAGUGCCGGGGCCGGUGGAGCCAGGGUUCCAUUCCUUCCUGGACGUGGAGCGCGAUCCAGCGACGAACGUGACCCUGGCCAGGGGAUUCGUGAUCGACGUUUUCGAGGCGGCGGUGCGGCAGCUGCCGUACGCGCUGCUAUUCGAGUACGAGCCCUACCGCAACGCCAACGGAACCAGCGGCGGCGACUACAACACGCUGGUGAAGCAGGUCUACGACAAGAAAUAUGACGCAGUCGUCGGGGACGUCACCAUCACCGCCAACCGGUCCAUGUUCGUCGACUUCACCUUGCCGUACACCGUCUCCGGCGUCUCCAUGGUCGUUCCUCUCAGAGACCAGCACAGCAAGAACGCCUGGAUCUUCCUCAAGCCCCUCACAGCGGAUCUCUGGCUGGUGAGCGCCGCCUUCUUCGUCUUCACCGGCGCCGUCGUGUGGGCUUUGGAGCACAGGCGGAACGCAGAGUUCCAGGGGACGCCAGGCCAACAGUUGGGCACCGUCUUCUACUUCUCCUUCUCAACCCUCGUCUUCGCUCACAGGGAGACCUUGAUGAGCAAUCUGUCGAGGGUGGUUGUGAUCGUAUGGGUAUUUGUGGUGCUGAUACUGCAAUCCAGCUACAUUGCGAGCUUGACCUCCAUGCUCACGGUGCAACAAUUUAGACCCACCGUCAGUGACUUCGAGGAGCUCAAGCACAGUGGGCAGCACGUGGGGUACCUCAAGAGCUCCUUCACCAAGGGACUGCUGCUGAAGCUGGGCUUCGAGGAGUCGAAGCUGAAACCAUUUCGAUCACCCCAGCAGUACCAUGAAGCGUUGUCCAACGGCAGCGUGGCCGCCAUCAUCGACGAGAUCCCUUAUCUCCGGGUGUUUCUGAAGGACUACUGUGACAACUACACCAUGGCAGGGCAAACCUACAAGACCGGUGGCUUUGGAUAUGCCUUCCCCAAAGGGUCGCCACUAGCGUCGGACCUGUCGAGGGCGAUCCUGAACAUAACAGAGGGCGAGGAGAUGACCGAGAUCGAGAGACGAUGGUUCGGUGACCAGACGAGCUGCCCAAACCAAGGCAGCACGCUCUCCUCCGACACCGACCGGCUCGACUUCAAGAGCUUCUGGGGGCUUUUCCUCAUCACCGGAGCCGUGUCCAUGCUGUGCUGCAUCGUCUUUUUGUCGCGCUCCGCCUACCGUAACCGGCGCACCUUCAAAGACAUCGCUGCGGAGAAGUCCUUCAGCCGGAGACUUAUCUCCAUCGCCCGGCUCUUCAAUGCCAAGGACAGCUCCUCCCAUGGAACCAGGAGGAGGACUGAGCCCAAGCAGGUCGGGCCAGCCACGAGAGACGCGAGUCCCAGUGCUUCGCCUUACUCUAACGACGCAGAUGACCAAACCACCAUCUCCGAUCACACAUUUGACGGAGGAAGCCCUUUGCCGGAGAUUGGCAGCCCGAUAACCGAUCCAAGGCCCCAUGCUGAGAUUACCGAAGCAAGUCGCUGAUGGCAUUGCAUGGUAUUGGCACACACACCAGAGAGUUCACAUAGGAACAAGAGAGUCCAGAAUCGUACUAGUGCCUGUUCUCUCUUUGUAGUUACUGAUCCUUGCUUUCACAAGUGAUGGUGGAAGGAUACCAUCUACAGUAUAUUCUUGAUCUUGAUAUCAACAAGUAACCGGUCACAAUUUUUACAGCAUCAGAAUCAUAGUGUUUUGAUCCAA
This is a messenger RNA of Musa acuminata subsp. malaccensis (wild Malaysian banana), 3259 nucleotides long. Its product is annotated as glutamate receptor 2.8. Gene Ontology annotation, molecular function: G protein-coupled receptor activity; ligand-gated monoatomic ion channel activity. The record is from RefSeq and is a predicted model, not a curated record. Gene Ontology annotation, biological process: G protein-coupled receptor signaling pathway. Lineage: Eukaryota; Viridiplantae; Streptophyta; Magnoliopsida; Zingiberales; Musaceae. Gene Ontology annotation, cellular component: plasma membrane.